Suhomyces tanzawaensis NRRL Y-17324 is the source of this 1743-nucleotide messenger RNA. RefSeq names its product quinate permease. NCBI's taxonomy places the organism in Eukaryota, Fungi, Ascomycota, Pichiomycetes, Serinales, Debaryomycetaceae. Gene Ontology annotation, cellular component: membrane. The record is from RefSeq and is a predicted model, not a curated record. The coding region runs from base 1 to 1743 and encodes 580 amino acids. Gene Ontology annotation, biological process: transmembrane transport; carbohydrate transport. The transcript has a single exon. Gene Ontology annotation, molecular function: carbohydrate:proton symporter activity.
AUGAGUUUGCAAGAAAAGUACAACAACACGGUCACAGUCACCGAGGACAAGGAGCCUGAACCCACCAAGAGGUUCAGAUGGAGAGUGGUCGACGACCACUCGCCCAAAGAGAUCUACAACUUCACCUUGUACUUCACCGUGUUCGUGUUCGGAAUUUUGGGUGCUGCCAGAGGCUACGACGAAGGUUGUAUUUCGGGUGCAACCAACCAGAAGUCGUUCAAGAAGUUGUUUGGGCUCUCGGACCCCAAAAAGGAUAAGCACCAGAUCGCAGACUUGAAGUCCAACAUCACCUCCAUGGUGCAAUUGGGCUCGGUUGGUGGUGCGCUUCUCGCCAUGUGGUCCGUCGACUACCUCGGUAGAGUCAGAGCCUUGCAAGAGGUGUGUGUUAUUUGGAUUGCCGGUGCCAUCAUCCAGAUCACCGCCAGAACCGUUGGCCAGUUGUACGUCGGAAGAUUGCUUGAAGGUUUCGCCAUUGGCCAGACCACCACCAUUGGUCCUACCUUCAUGUCGGAAGUGUCUCCUCCUGCCUACCGUGGAUUGUUCGGAUGUCUCUUCUCGGGUGCCGUCUACUUCGGAAUCUUCACUUCUUACGCUGCCAACUACGGCUCUGCUAAGCACAUCUCGUCUGACUCGCACAACCAGUGGAUCAUCCCAACCUCCAUGAAAAUCGCGUUGGCUGGCUUGGUGCUCAUCGGUUCCUUCUUCUGUGUCGAGUCCCCCAGAUGGUUGGUCAAGGUCAGAAAGAACGACAAGGCAUUGCAAAACUUGUGCAAGUUAAGACGUUUGCCCCCAGACCACCCAUACAUUGUUGGUGAAUUGAGUGACAUCAACGAAGCCGUUUUGGCCGAGAAGAUUGCCAACGAAGACUACUCCUUGUGGCAAAAAAUGAGAGACAUCUUCGUGGUCAAGUCCGUUAGAUACCGUUUCUUCAUGAUUGGUGCCAUGUCCCAGGUUUUGGGACAAUGGAGUGGUGCCAAUGCCAUCACCAUCUACGCCAACGACUUGUUCAGUUUCAUCGGAGUCAAGGGAAUCGAAACCAUGAAGAUGACCGUGAUUUUGGGUGUUGUCAAGUUCGUGGGUGCCUACUUCUCUGCCUUCUUCAUUAUCGAUUUCCUUGGUAGAAGAAAGGCCUUGUACAUCGGUAUCUCCCUCCAGAUGCUUACCAUCUUGUUCUUUGCCAUUUUCCUCCACAUUGUUCCACAAGCCACCGACCCAGACUCGGUUUUGACCAAGUCGCAAAAGGCUGCCAGUAAGGGUGCUAUGGCUGCAUUGUAUCUUUCUGGUGUUGGAUGGACCAUGGGUUUCAACUCGGUUCAAUACUUGUUGGGUUCGGAGAUCUUCCCCUUGGGUCUCCGUUCUUUCGGACAAUCGUUGAUCAUGGUGUUGCACUUUGCCAACCAGUUCGGUAACUCCAAGGCCGUGCCCAAGAUGUUGUUGGCCAUGGACAACUUCGGUGCCUUCUACUUCUUUACCACAGUCUGUGCCAUGGCUCUCUUCUGGUCCUGGUUCUUCAUCCCAGAAAUCUCGGGUAGAUCCCUUGAAAGUAUGGAAGAAGUGUUCAACUUGCCAUGGUACCUUAUCGGAAGAAGGGGUGCCACUUUGUGCCCAGAUACCUCCGAGGUCAACAAGAUCAACUACAACCGCAGAUACAGCAUCGAAGAGGUUCACAACGAAGGCAAGGACAAGCCAAGCCACGAGUUUGCCGAAAACGCUUCCAUCGAUAGUAAGGAAAACAAGGUCUAA